Molecule: messenger RNA, 8013 nt
Organism: Dendronephthya gigantea
Lineage: Eukaryota; Metazoa; Cnidaria; Anthozoa; Malacalcyonacea; Nephtheidae
Exons: 3
Coding region: 2084-6670 (1528 amino acids)
Molecular function (GO): protein binding
Source: RefSeq, a predicted model, not a curated record
UAUUCUAUUGAGUGGCAUAGUACAGAGCUGUGACGUCAUGUUAAAUGAACCUGUAACCAAUAUAGAAAAAAAUAUAACACGAUUACGAGGCUCAGGGGCUAAAACCCGACAAUAAUCAAACACUAAAGAGCAAAUAAGACAGAUUAGUUGUUCUGAGAGUGAGACUAUUUUAACAGACUCGAUCCCUGAGCGCCUAAUAGUACUGCAUUGACUUACGAAAAUAUAAUAAUCCAGCUUAACUGAUUACAUGCUGAGGAGGCACAGCCACUAGUCUGAUAAGAGAAAUGUUUUAUGAAGUGUUAUUUGUAAAAAUAAAUGACAUCGAGAGUUUGCUGAAACAGCUUUUCAAAAUUAUCGCACGAACUAAAUGGAAUUGAUAAAAAACUUCAACGACAGUUUACAAUCGGAAAUGAAAAAAAUCGAGUGGCAAUAGAUCUUAAAUACACGAGAUAUUUUCAUAAAUUAUUUGGCAUCAAAAUACAUUCAGAUCAUACCAUGUCUAUAAAUGAGAACAUGCUUUCAAAAUUUAUAAUGUCAAAAAAAACCCAUUUCCACACACAAAUAAGACAGACGGAAUGUUUAUAGAAAUUCUAAAAUUAAGUUCAUGUGAGUUUGUCAUAUUGGUGGUAGCGAGUCAGAAACGGUACUCCUAAAACAUACAGUAUGUCUCUUCGCAAAAUCAUUUUCACAAGAAAUCCCUUCGUUAAACAAGAUCCUAGCGACUUUCUUUUAUGAAAAUCUACUCCAUCCCAUUCUUUUUCUCGGUGUAACCUAUAUAAUUGGUACAACCAUUUUGUUACAGUAAUUAACCGUGUCUAAGGUUUGUAUUUUUGUAAACCAUUUUAUGCUUUCACUUUGUUGUUGAAAUUUCUUAUUUCGGUGUUUGCUAACAUCCCCUAAGUUGUCUCAACAUCCCCUAAGUUGUCUUUAAGACUGCAACAGUGGCUCCGAUAGAUUUGAAUUUUCCUAUUUGAGUCAUUGCUCCCAUGGAGGAAUUUCAGCAGUUUCAAAACAAUUGGAAAAUUGUGGUUCGCUUCCAAUCACUUUUUUAUUACCUGGCUUCUUAAGCCUGUCUUCCACUUAAGCUGCGUCACACGGUACCGGAUCCACUCAUCUUCGUUUGCCGUUAUGAAGCAACGAUUAUUAGUAAAUGAUUAUCAAUUCAUAGAUUUCGUAUAUUUAUUCAGGACACCGCUGUCUUUCAUUAAUUAACUUCAAAAUUCGACAUUGGCCGACAGUAAUCCGAUACCUUGUCAACGGGGCUUUAAGUGUUUUUCAUACGCAGGUACACCGUACACCAACGGAAGAAUGCUUUAACAUUUUUAUUAUAUACCAAAAUUGCGAAAAAACUAAUUCUUUCGAUUUAUUUACUUUUUCAAAGGUAACAUAUAUAAUGAUUUAGACUUCCGUGUGUGUACGUGCGUAUGAAAAACGCGUGCGUGGAAAACAGCCUCAAUAGAAUAGAAAAAAAGGUAAAUUAUCAGAAAUUUGUUAGAUUUGGACUUUACUUGUUAGAUUUGGAAUUACUCCCCAAAUCCUCGAUCUUAACUGAGUUUCACUUUUCUAUGCCCAGUGCUUUUAAAGGCGGUAUUAUUUGAGCGGUUAUUGAUAUUAUCAAUUUUGUCAAAAAUAUAUUAUUUAGAUAUAUCGUUCCAGUUUUCUAACUUUAGUUUGCAGAGCCAUAUAGCUCAGUGGCCACACCCGAAACCUCACCCAGUUCCUGUUUCUUUGAGUCUUUGUAUUUCUUCAAAGUCUGUGUUCGUUGUUUGUCAAAAUGAUCGUAUUCUUUGACUAGAAGCUCCCAAAGUAAUCCUGGGAAGUGUCGAUUUAGUGUUUGAACAAAUCUAAAGUUGUUUUAACAAGCUUUAUCCAGGCAGACAAGCCCAAAGACAAAGGCAUACGGCUUCGGACCAGUCGUGGUAUAAAUAUACACUACAUAGACAAGACCAGAUUGCCGAAGGUAUUAAAUCAAGGUCUUAAAUCUACAUUUCAGUCCAUCUGUCCGUUAUCCUUUCCGAGAUUUGACCAUGUAGUGGAAUCAUCGCUUUGAAGAUUUGAUAAGUAAUAAACCCUGUCUAAUGCCAUGGCUUCUGACGAACUGCAAGAAAAAGCAAAUUUUACAAGACUCAGUAGACUUUUAGUUGACAAAGGAACUGAGGCUUUGAGAAAUACAUUUGAUACCAGCCAUCCACCUGUUAGUCUACCUGGAGUACUGGCUGCAAACAAAAGAUCUCUUCAAAAGUUAAAACCUCGAGUUAUUACUAAUUCCCAGUGGGAUUUACUGUUUCCUCCGUCUGGCAACCCGCCAGAUUCCAAAAACUUUGAUGUCACGUUACUUACAGUUCUAUUCCGGAACAUUUGUGGUUUUCCAUCAACAGGAUGGAGUGUAAUGCCUCCGGAUACUGAUAGGUCAACGCAAGCGAAUAUCACAAGAAUCAAGUGUUACAGAAAUGAAGUUAUUGCACAUGUAACAACAACCAGAGUUGACAAUUCAACAUUUCAAUCUUUAUGGAAGAAAAUCUCCCAGACAUUGGUAGAAUUGGGCGUUUUACAUAGUGAUGUCGACGAUUUAAAAAAAUGUCCUCUUGGGCCUAAAGAAGUAGUGUAUGUGCAAAAGCUUAAAGAUUGGAAACUGCACGAAGAUGAGUGUAUUAAAUUGCUUAAAGUAAUUGAAGCUGGUGUAAAUAAUAUAACACAAGUCGCUGAAGAGACGCGCGAGGCAGUAAAUGAAACGCACGAUGCAGUAAAUGAAACGCACUAUGCAGUAAAUGAAACGCACUAUGCUGUAAAUGAAACGCACGAUGCAUUAAAUGAAGCGCGCGAUGUAGUAAAUGAAACGCGCGAUGCAGUAAAUGAAACGCGCGAUGCAGUAAAUGAAACGCGCGAUGCAGUAAAUGAAAUGCGACAGUCAUUGGCCAAGCGUACGCUAUCAAUACCUGUCAACACCAUUCCUGAAAAAAAUUCCCGCUUGGAAAGUGAUGAAGAUUUAUUGCGAAAACUUGCUAAGCAUAAUUUUAAGGGUAAAAUUAAACGAAAAGUAAAUUUUUUCCUUCCUGGAACAAGAGAGUGGUUGUUAGAGAAAGUUAACGAGUGGUUUCAAAAGUGUGACAGCGAUUCGAGAAUAAAGUUAAUAACAGCUGGACCAGGAUUUGGUAAAAGCGUGUUUGCCGCUAAAAUCUGUGAAGAUUUUGAGAAGAAUGGAAAGCUGGCUGCUUGUCAUUUUUGUGAUUUCAGUGAUUCAAACCUAAGAGAUCCUAUGGUAAUGUUGGAGUCUCUCGCAAGUCAGAUGUGUAAGAAUGUCCCUGGUUUUAAAGAGGAGCUCCUUGAUCAGUUAGGACGACGUCAUCAAAUCAAAAACCUCAAAGAUGCCUUUCAAAUAUAUUUGCAAAAUCCUCUAGAUGAAUUGGAAAUAAAAGAGCCACGUUUAGUCGUGAUCGAUGGCUUAGAUGAAAGUGCUGCUGAUAAUAAGAAUGAAAUUACUCAUUUGAUUGCUGAAUAUUUCCCUGAUCUUCCCGAGUACAUCAAAAUCUUGGUGACGAGCAGACCAGAGAUUUCCGUUGCUGAUCUAAGACUAAGAGACCAUCAAAAGACGAACAUUGCGAAUGUUAACGCUAACAAUAACACAGAUCUUGAACUUUAUUUUAAAGAAUGUCUUCCAAGUUUAGUUGGCAGGGAAGUAAAUCAAAGUGAAGUGAGCCAAGAUUUGUAUGAGUAUCCAUAUCUUCGCCGGUUAAGAUGGGAUAAAUCUAUUAGUUUACUUUCCAUUUUUGUUGCCAAAUGUCAAGGCUCAUUUCUCUAUGCAUAUCACUUUCAAUCUGGGCUAAGGGCUCGCUAUGAUCUUAAAAAGAUAACAAAUAAUGACGUCAUGGAGUUUCUCCCAGAAGGACUGAAUUGUGUUUACGAACGAUAUUUUAAACGCCUGGAAGACGAGCUUAGCGACUUAAAACAUGAAAAGUUUGAUGUGUUGAAAAUUUUGGAAAUGCUGGCAGCUUCCGAAGGACCUCUUCCUCUCACUUUCAUCGCUCAGGCUUUUGGUUUAGCUCCAGAUUGUCGCGAAACGAAAGACAUCAUCAACAAAAUUAAUGAAACCGUAUCGUGCUUGUUGUACGUUUCAGAUGACAUGUUAACCGUUUUUCACAAAUCCGUUAUUGAUUGGCUUCUUGCAAAAGGCUACAAAGAUCACCAGUAUACUGUCAAGGUCGAUGAUGGACAUAGAUCGCUUUGGCUUUUAUGCGAAAAGGGUUUUGAGGAAAUUGUGGAAGGUGUUCGCUCAGGACUUGAGUUGAAGUAUACUAAUGACGUGGAAUACGCUCUGAAACAUGGUUUAAAACAUCUAGAAAAGUGUGAAAUGGAAGAGGGUGGUUUCUGGUCAGUUGAUGUUAUUAUCGUUUGUUAUAUGUUCAAUGUGAUAAUCAGUUUAUAUGAUUUCCUGCGUUUCUGGCACAAAUUACUGCAAUGUUCUGGGUUAAAAAACGAAGAUUUACGCGCCCGCAUUUCGUACCAUGUCAUUGAAUUUGAGUCUUUUGUGCAUCGCGUGGAACAUUACGAGAGCUUACAAAAAAAUUAUUCGACACUACUCCCACAAUGGUAUUUACAAGCGGUUCUUACCCGUUCUCCAGAAGGUUAUUUCAGCGAUGAUGAGAAAAAAAUCGCGGAGACGCUACUAUCAAACCUUUCACCUUUUGUCGAGUCGAAUUCUUACGAAGUUUCGGUUUUGCCGCGAGCAGUCUGGAAACACAGUGACUUUGGUUUUAUUACAGCUGUUGCUUUAUCUAACGAUGAGAAAAGUGUAGCAGUUGGAAUAAGUAAUUUUAUCCAUGUGAUAUCCGUACCAACUUUAGUUGAAAUUAUGAAUUGUUCAACAAAAUCGGAAAAAAUUCCAUGCUGCACAUUUUCUCCAGACGAUUCGCUCAUAUUAUUUGGUAAACUAAAAACGGCGUUUAGCAUUGCUGGAAGAAAGGAAGUUCCAUAUUUCCCUGGAAAUGAAGAGACGUUCCUGUCCUGUGCAUUUUCCCCUAACGGCAAAAGACUGGUGACUAAGGACGGUUUAAACACAAUUAAACUAUGGGACGUUCCUAAACAAAAAAUGCUGUCGUCGCUUUGUGCUGGAUUUCUUGUUGAUUGGUGUUAUUUUAGCGUCACAGGGUUAUUUAUUAUUGCAAAUUCAGAAUCUUCAUCUUAUCCGGGUUAUUCGUUGUGUGUUUGGAACGCCAUCACAUUGCAAAGAAGUGAUAAGCGAAAAUUAUCUCACGUGGAAAGGGAGAAGCCAGAUGUGUUAAAGAGUAGAAAAUGUGAACGAUGUUUUCAGCGGGGAUUUGAGGAACCAAAUUACAAACAGUUAGAAGUAAGGUUAUAUGACAAAUAUAAAAUGAGGUUAUGUGAUGAAACACAUGAAAGAAAAUGUAUAAUGUCGUGUCCGUGGAUCUGCAAAGGUGUGGAGUGUAUUUUUUCGAUUUCUAUGGAAGAAUUAUGUUAUUCGAGUGUCACAGAAAUAAUUCCUUUGACGGCGAUUGUUGCUUGGAACUAUUUUUUGGCCUAUUCUUACUAUGAUCCCUUUUUUCGAGUCAAAAUAACAGCUUUAGAAGAUAAUCUGUGGCUCUAUUCGGAUAAUGGAAAACUAAUUGUCUUUAAGACAUUAGCUCCUAAACAAGAGCAAUCCUGUCUGUCAUAUGCAACGUUUGUUUAUUCGAGUUCGUUUUCUCCUGACGGUUCUCGACUUGCAUCCUGCAACUCAGAUGGAUAUAUCAAUAUAUGGAAUGUCUAUACCAGCCAAGUUGAACAACGUUUCAAAAGCAGCCAAUGCAGGUCAAUAUUUUUAUGCUGGUGGUCAGAAGAUUUCUUGUUUGUUAUUAGUCAAUUUAUUGACGGAAUUCCCAAAUUAACGCGAUACCCGGUAGAUGACAAUCAAGAGAUCUUGUUUACUGAUAGUCAGGACGUGUCGCUAAAAGACUUGUCUGAAUUCAGGCCAGAGAGCUGGUCUGAUUUCCUAGAUUUAAAGGUUGGUUUUUCUGAAGGCUUUGUCAGCUUGGCUUUCGGAGGCUUCGAACACGUGAAAGUUCUCGAUGUCAGAGAUGUUGAUGCUCCUGUAAUGAUCAAUUUGCCUGGAAUUAGGCCUGAGAUGGAAGUGGAAAUCUCGCCUGGUGGUGCCUUUAUCUCUGCUUGUAAUGAGCAUGAAUGUUAUAUUUGGAAAAGAAAUACCAAAAACCCAACUUCAUAUGAAGUCUUUUGUCACGGUAAUGCUGGAGGGCCUGACAGAUUGCCUUAUGUCGUAAUUUUCAGUAAUGAUUCCAAAGUCGCAAUAGUCAUGCACAGGUGUUUUAAUGAGAGUCAGAUAAUUGAUGUGGACACUGGUGAUUAUCAAUAUAUAACUCCUGCAUUCAACCCCAUUUCUUAUUUGAGGUCAUUUUGUAUUCACAAGAGUAGAAUUGUAUUGACUUUAUCUGAAUACCUGAUAAUAUUUUUUGACAUGGACUCUGGCGCGGUUCUCAGCACUUCCUAUCAACGUUACUUGAACACAUUUAGGCCAAGCCAAACAAUUCAACUUUCCAAAAAAGAGGACGUGCUGGCUUUUCCUGACUACAAAGGUGAUAUGGUGUUUCUUCGACUGUCUAUUCCACAAAAUUCUUUGUUGGAUGAUAUUAAGCUUAAGCAACGGGCAGUUGCUUCGUGAUAUGAUAUUAAGCGAGGUGCAGUAGUCAAUCCUUUCUUUAACCGGAAUAAAGUCGUCUUGCAGAAAAAGGUUUUGACUCCUUUUAGGAAAAUCUACACAAAGUAUUUUCUUACAUGUUGGGUUUUCCAGCAAGUUGUUUACCUUAAAGAUAACUGAAGUGAACUCGUUCACACGAGGACGAAAAACAAGAGCAGAAGACUGUUAUGAACGACAGAUGUUUUGGAGUUGAUUUUUCAGUUAGGAUAUUUUAUAAUGGAUUUAGUGAACAAUAACAUGAGAGACUAUCAUCAAGAACAUUGUUUUGGGGAAGCGGCUAGACUUUGCUUGGAGCUGGUCUAGAAUGGAGAAGUAAGACACUUCCUUCCCUCCGUUUGUCUGGGAGUUCACCUUGGGCAAGUGAUAGCACUCCCUUGCCUCCCUAACUGGGGUUACAGUUUGUUAAACAAAACAAAGAUGAUAUCUUGAAUACAUCUGCAAGAAACAAGUCCUAAAAAACUGUGACCAAUGCCAGUCGUAUGAUGGUGUUGUUUAAGAUGUUCAUUAUGAUAGUUACAGUCAUGUUGGUGGUGAUAGUUCUUAUCUAUGAUGGUGGUGAUGGUUCUGGUCUCUACGAUGGUGCUGAUGGUAAUUGCGCUGGUUAUUGAAAUAAUGGUAGAAGUUGUAGUAACUGUAUUAGCUGUAUUUUGUUCACGAAGUUGGAUGCUGAUGAAAAAGAAAGAUAACGGGACUAUGCACUAGAACGAUAAGUGGGGGGGGGGGUUGUUGAGUAUUCAUGUUUUCAGUUGUGCCGGACGGAUUCCCUUUGUAAGUGCAAUAGCUUAGAAUGGAAAUCUGUUUGGCAGAACUGAAUAUAUGAAUAAACAACACCACAUUUAUCGUUCUAGUUUCGCCCGUAAUGGAACUACAAGAACUAUGUACAUUACAGGGAACGUUCGUUUUUUCGCUGGGAAGGAAGAUAUUUAUAUUCUGAAGCGGAGCUGGAAAAUUGUAGAAACUUGACUGAAAUGUAAAUAAUAUUAUGUUCAAGACAUCUGAUGUUCAUGAAAAACAAAGUCACGAAACAACACAACAAAUAAUAUCUUAGGUGUGUUUCAAACGCCGUUUUUUUAUCUUUAAUGCGUUCGACAUUGCGAAUUUAGAAACCCUACAGAUGGUGGGUAUCAUAAUUUAAUAUACUCAAGCUUAGAUUUUUAUUUAACACUAUAGAUAGCUUAUUUGUAAGCAAACUAACAUCAAGUGGUAAAAUAGGAUUUUAUGACUUCGAACGUGCCUGGUCCACACAAGAACACAUGACAAGAAUAUUGCUGAAUAUUUAAAUAUUUGCCUACUGUCAGCAUGUAAUU